GCUCUGCUUCGUAUCCUGGUCGUGACUUGUACAAUGCACACCUAUACUGGACUGGUCCCUGACCACAUAUAUGCGUAUCCGUUCUCGUUUGGUCGCACCAGCCCCAUCUCGACCCCGGCCGACUCCGAUGGUAUCGUGCCCCAUACAGAAUCUAGUGCGAAAAGUAAUAAGAAACACGUCAAGUAUACGUCAAAGACGCCCUUCACUCCUACCUACUUAUUAUCGGCUAUAUCUGUGCCAGAGGGACGAGGCUCCUCAUCUCAGAAAGCCACGAAGUAUUAUGAAGAGCGUAUCAAACGACGUGUUCUGCCCCUCGAGAACCCGGCACGUGAAGGUCGUAUCAAGAAGGAGGCAGUCGCUAAGAAAAGACGUCAGGAUAAAGAGAAAGAACGAAAUGCGUUGGGUGUACUAGGAAGAGACGACGCGAUCGAGCGCGGUACUUGGAAGUUGAGCAAAGAAGAAGCGCGAUACGACCUAUUCAUUCCACUUCACCAGCUAUGGUUGGGGUAUAUGUCCGAGCUGUUGGCCCUGGCGUCACCACCUUCCUCCGAUACUCCGACUUCCGCUGAAGCAAUGCCGAAAGCAGAGAACAUGCACGCAAAGCUGAUCAAGGCCGAUUACCAUGGCUGUAUCAUCACAGUGGUUCGUGCAAGGAAUCCUUGCCUGGUUAGUUUGUCAGGGAUUGUGGUCCAUGAGACGGAGAACGCUUUCCGGGUCGUCACGGAGAAAAAUCAGACGAAGACGGUCCCAAAACAGAACUCAGUGUUCUCCUUUGCGGUCCCGUUGUAUUCGACGCUGCAGCCAUCAACACCGCCUGCGUCCAAUGCGGACAGGAUGAACGUCGACGAUGUGGUUCGCUCGAAGACGGUGUAUGAUUUCCCGCACAUCAAGUUCGAGUUGUAUGGGAACCAGUUCCAGUUCAGGGCUUCGGAGAGGGCAGGUAGAAAGUUCAAGCAUAAGGAAACGAUCGAAUUGUGAUUGCAUCUAGUCACCCUGCAAUUGUGAUUUAUUGUACUAGGGAUUUAUUGUACUGUGUC
Messenger RNA from Stereum hirsutum FP-91666 SS1, 1037 nucleotides. RefSeq names its product RNase P/MRP p29 subunit. Gene Ontology annotation, molecular function: ribonuclease P RNA binding. Gene Ontology annotation, cellular component: ribonuclease MRP complex; ribonuclease P complex. Lineage: Eukaryota; Fungi; Basidiomycota; Agaricomycetes; Russulales; Stereaceae. Gene Ontology annotation, biological process: rRNA processing; tRNA 5'-leader removal. The coding region runs from base 34 to 978 and encodes 314 amino acids. The record is from RefSeq and is a predicted model, not a curated record. The transcript has 9 exons.